UCAAACGUAAAAUGUCAGUUUUAAUGUAAUUCGUCAUUAUUAUUAAUUGUUGAAUUAUUAAUAAAUAGGGAAUGAAAACGAUAAAGAUUAUUUUCGGAAUGGUAUUACAUGAAUCAUGUCCAUUCAUUUAAAAUAUUGUGUGGCUAUCUAACAGCUUACACAACGUGAACAUAAAUUGUUCGAAUUUUCUAUCAUUGCAGUAGGUACCUACUUUGCGGUAUUUUAUAUAAACGCAAUGUUAUUCGAUUUGAACUGUCUGCUGAUUGAUUUAUUUCAUAUUGCGCCAUAAAGUCUCGUUCAACAGUCGUGACUUAAGUUUUGGAUAAUACACAAUAUUACUAUAUUUCAGUGGAUUAAAUUUCAAUUUAGUAUCUCUUGAAUAGUGAAAGGAAAGUGUUGUGCCACUCAGGUGUAGGAAUUAAUUCAUUUAGAAGUGAAAAUAAUUUCGAAGUUAUUGACACGUUAUAUUGUUUUAUAAAUAUGAACGGACACCAAAUGGAAGAAUUACCAGUUGGUGUGACUGUAGAAGAAAUUGAAAUACCUGUCCCUUGGGGGCAUGUAGCCGGAAGAUGGUGGGGACCGCGAAAUAAGCAGCCGCUCAUAGCUAUUCAUGGGUGGCAAGACAAUGCAGGCACCUGGGACAACCUUAUUCCGAUGUUGCCUGCUUCAACAUCAGUACUAGCAAUUGAUUUACCUGGUCAUGGUAACUCAUCCCAUUACCCUACUGGUAUGAUCUAUUAUGUUUUCUGGGAUGGCGUGGUACUUCUUCGACGGAUAGUGAAACACUUUAAAUGGGAAAAAAUAAGCCUCAUUGGCCAUUCCCUUGGAGGUGCAUUAAGUUUUAUGUAUGCUGCAUCAUAUCCUGAUGACGUUGACAAAAUAAUUUGUAUAGAUAUUGCCAGUCCGGCUGUGCGACCGCCUGAAAUCAUGGUUAAGGCGACUGGUUGGUCGAUAAAUAAGAUAUUAGAUUAUGAAAAUUUAACUGAGGAUAAAAUCCCGUGUUACGAGUACGAAGAAAUGAUUGAUAUAGUGUUAGAUGCAUAUAAAGGGUCAGUAUCGAGGGAUAAUUGCAAGGUUUUAAUGAAACGAGGCAUGGCUCCGACCCCGUUGUCUAUGAAGAAAAGGGGCUUUUACUUCAAGCGUGAUCCCAGACUAAAAGUGUCUGGCUUGGGAAUGAUGUCUAUAGAGACAGCGUUAGAGUAUGCAAGUCAAGUGAAAUGCAAAGUCCUGAAUAUUAGAGCUAUUCCGGGUCAGAACUGGGAAAGAUUAGACUACUACAUGAAAGUAAUAGAAAAAUUAAAACAAACAGCCGAUGUUAAUUAUAUAGAAGUAGAAGGAACUCAUCAUGUCCAUUUAAAUGCUCCAGAAAAUAUUAUAAUGCAUAUAGAAGAUUUCUUAGAAGAAUAUUAAUUUAUUAGAAUAAAUUUAAUUGUGAUAUUCAAUGUGAUGCAAAGCAAGCACAAUAAAAUUAGUAUUAAUAUUGCAUUAGCCUUAAAGGUUCCCGUAGGUCACUUCUUACAUUAAAAUAUGGAAUUACAUGUAAAGCUAACCGAUUUAAACUUUAUUUGUUAAUAAUUGUUAUUAACGCUUUACUAAAAACGGGUCUUUUCGGUUUCUACAACUAUUUAUGAUGGUAGGCUUAAUGAUACAUUGUUAUCUUAGGUAUAUUAUUUAUUUAAGAUUCGUCGGUAUUUUAAGCUUAAACGGAUUAAUAGCGUUUUCAACUUGUGCGUUUCUUGGUGGGUUGCUGCGGUGCCGAAGCGAUGCGACAGUCCGCAGUCGUACAACGCACGGAUGAUACUUUUUUUAAACGUGCGGUGCGACAACAGUGCAGCACCGGUACAGAGAACGCUCGAUAAGAAAACGGCAACGUCCGUCGCAGUGUGAACCGGCGCAGGCCGUCAAGAAUUAAGAGAGGUAGAAAUUGAAAGCGCCCUUAUAUUAUGUAGUUUUGCAUACGCUGAUUAAGUAAAAAAUUCUCAUAAUAUUCUCCAAACGACUUUUGAAUGAAUUCUUAAAACUCUAUGUGCACACUCGCACCUUGGCACUCGCACGUGUGCUCACGUUAUUAUGUUUUUAAUGACAAAAUUCUUAUAUUAGCGGAGAUUUUGUCCGUGUACCGUGUCGCAACCGGGCCGUGCCUCGACUUGUUCACGAUCAAGCAUUAUUGUAUAUUUUGAAUAUUCAGCGAUUUAUGCCUGACCGUGGCUCGGCCGCGCACGGCUACGGGGCCCGGACAGGGCAUGGCGUUGUAAUGUCGAUAGAUAUUGUUUCAUUAGUUUCCCGGGUCCAGCAAGGCCCGGCCCGGCCCCUGCACGGUAGCGUGAAUCAUGCUUUAUAAUUUUUUACGUAAUCAGUCUUAGAUGCAAAAAUAAAAAUUUCCAUUACCUAACGCUAACUACACCGACGAAGCUGCUAAGCGUGUGUGGGUUUCUGAGUAAUUUUAUGAAAAUGGUGAAACUGGUAAAUAUAAUGAGCACAUAAGUAAGAGUGAUAUAUUUUAAGACGCAGUUUAAUAGAUUAUUUUUUCAUGAUCAGUAUAAAAAAUAAAAUUACACCAAAGCUGUGUGUGAUUAGAAGUACUGUAUACUUGCACGGAAAAAGUGUUAAUAAUAACAUAAAAAAUAUGUCACAAAAAUUGAAUAUAUCUGAAUGAUAACCUUGCACAUAUUAUGGCACUAUAACUACUAAUAAAGUUGAUUUUAUAUAGCUGUACUCAAAUAUAUCAGUAACAGAAUCAUGCUGUUAUCAGUGUAAUAGUCUGGUUUCUUAGUAGGUAUCUAAUAAGAACGUAUUCACUAUCAGCUGAUACAUGCGGAUGAAAGUACAAAUUCCAAUUUGCAAUUUAUUAUGCUUAUAAUUGAACAAAAUACAAGUAGAUAUGAAAUCAU
Molecule: messenger RNA, 2891 nt
Organism: Colias croceus (clouded yellow)
Lineage: Eukaryota; Metazoa; Arthropoda; Insecta; Lepidoptera; Pieridae
Gene: kraken
Product: probable serine hydrolase
Exons: 2
Coding region: 481-1410 (309 amino acids)
Source: RefSeq, a predicted model, not a curated record